AUGGAGUGUGAAACUGUUAAGAAAGUCCCUCCAGCUCCCGAUGGUUUGGCCAAAUUUGAGGUUGAGUACAAUGAAAAUGAUCCCUUGUCCCCGGUGGCUGAUAACUGGAACUGGGGCUCUACUCAACCUUGUCCAAGAAAGGGAUUUUGUACUGGUGGAAGACGCACAUUACAGUUAUGUAAAGGCUCUUUGGAGUGUCCCAAUCUUUCAUGCUCGUUCAGGAAAAUUCACCGAGCAACAAAUAAAGCGGACUUCACCCGAAAGAAGACAUGCACGCACUGUAAAACGGUAGCGUUAAAACUUCAGUGUUCUGCGCGCAAGUAUAUUGAAAAUGACAGAUGUCACAAAACAAUGGUAGUCAUUUAUGUCGGUCGCCACACCUGUCAUCCCAUAGUGCGUGAGAAGAAACCCGACAAAGAACACAUUAAGAAUGUAUUGCGUGUUCGUCCAACCAUCACCCCGGGUCAACUUCAAAUUGAUGCGGUACGCGAGGCUCUUUUAAGUGAUAAGUCUGCAGAGGAGGUUAUCGACGUAGCUGUGCAGUAUAGCAACAAACGCCACAUCCAAUACCUUCGACAGAAAGUCCAACAAACUACAAGGCCUGGGGGGUCUGAUAUUGAAGCCGUUCGUGUCUUGAAAGAGGACUUUGCCAAAAGAGGGUUAGACGGCCAAUUGAUCCUUGAAGUGGGAGAAAACUACGUCAUCCUGUCCUCCCGCCAGAAAAUCCAACUAGCAGCCCUCAUAACUCUUGGCAUUGUGCAGGAACCUGUCAGCUUAGAUGGGUGUGAAAGUCAUGCCAAACACUUUUCCGAAUUGGAAAUGACAACAUACUUCCCCCUUUUAAGAAGAAAUGUUAAGCUCGUGAGCCUAUUUGCUCCCAAGCCAGGAGAGAAUUCAGACAACGUGGCUAAGAUGGUUGUAAAAUUUGAUGAGGCAGUGAACAAGGUUCUGCCUACGAUAGCAGAAGAACAUGGACUCAAUCCCGAGGAUGUCCUUGGUCGCGGCUUGGACCCCAAUGCUUAUGUUGGGGAUGAAGGCGGAGCACUAUGGAAAGGCUUGUGCAUGGCUAAAGGUGAUGAUGUAAAAAAUAAAACCAUUUCCGAUACGUUCCAUGUUAAACAAGACAUCCAUCGUCAUUUAAAAUAUUUUGCGGAAGCACGUGACAAGAAGAAAUUCAGCACGUUGAUGACCGAUGCAAUGGAUGCUCUUACAUCAGCCCAAGCCCAGGUAGCGGAAAAAGCUUUAGAUAAACUCAUCGCGGAAAAGGCAACAGAAAGGAAGAAAAUGGAAAACUUCAAGCAGUGGUGGUGGAGGCGGCGACUCAGGUGGCAGCGGUGGUGCAGGACAGAUUCAUCAAUUACUGCAUCGUCAGCAGAAAUCGCUAAUGCAAAAUCAAUUCGUGCAUCCGGUUAUCGUAAACAGCUUCUUGACGUAGUAACCACAGAGUGUUCGUCGGCAAUACUUGAGGCUGCCGAAAUUGAACGCCAGCAAAUUGGCCUUAAAACUGUGGGACGUGGCCCUUCUGUUGUCGAUCGUACAGAACAACAUCAAGAAUCUUUUAUUUGA
This is a messenger RNA of Paramuricea clavata, 1566 nucleotides long. Lineage: Eukaryota; Metazoa; Cnidaria; Anthozoa; Malacalcyonacea; Plexauridae. The record is from the annotation of a GenBank genome assembly.